UACGCUUCACACGACAGUCAUUCACCCAGUCACAAAUGGGUGACACAGGUGCAGCUCCUAUGAUGAUGGCUGAGUUGAUGGGGUACUAUGUAACGGUCCUUUCAGCUGUGGUCUUCUGGUCUCUGCCUUAUAAUACAUCUUCCCUCAAUCUGGAUGAUCCAAAUGUCUGCAGUCACUGGGAGAGUUACUCAAGGAUGGUGACGGAGUCUUAUGCUCAUCGUUUUGAUCAGAUUUAUUACACCAACUGUCCAGACAUCCUCAAGUGGUUCAAGUGCACCACAUACAGGGAGAUGUAUCGGGCAGCUUAUCGCAGAGGAGAGAAAAUCAUGUACAGGAUAAAGUCACAGUGUUGCCCAGGCUUCUUUGAAAUUGGAGAGAUGUGUUCUCCACACUGUGAAGACAGCUGUGUUCACGGCAGUUGUAUGGCACCCAACACCUGUCGAUGUGAACCAGGCUGGGGGGGUUCCAACUGUUCCAGUGCUUGUGACAGUGAUCACUGGGGCCCCCACUGCAGCAAUAGAUGUCAAUGUAAGAAUGGAGCACUAUGUAACCCUAUCACUGGAUCCUGUAUCUGCACUCCUGGAUACAGAGGCUGGCGCUGUGAGGCCCAAUGUGAAAGUGGCUCUUAUGGAAAUGGGUGUCAAUGGACAUGUCAAUGCCAAAAUGGGGCCAUCUGUCAUCAUGUCACUGGAGAAUGCAAUUGUUCACCAGGAUACACAGGAACCUUGUGCCAGGAUGAGUGUCCAGUUGGUACUUUUGGUGCUGGCUGUGCAAAGACCUGUCACUGUAUGAACAACAGUAAGUGCGUUCAUAUCAACGGAACGUGCCUGUGUGAUGCCGGACACACAGGAGAAAAAUGUGAUAUCCGCUUGUGUCCUGAAAACCGUUAUGGUUUAAGAUGCAAAAAGAAUUGUCCAUGCCACGUCCCAAGAACUCUAAGAUGCCACCCAGUGUCAGGGGAGUGCACAUGUCAGGCUGGUUGGUCAGGACUCUUUUGCAAUGAGACGUGCACACCAGGAUUUUAUGGCAAAUCUUGCAGUGACUUGUGUCAGUGCCAGAAUGGAGCUAACUGCCACAGUGUGACUGGAGAAUGUAUCUGUGCUCCUGGCUUUAUGGGUUCCAAGUGUGCAGUCCCAUGCCCAGCUGGGGCAUAUGGAGUAAACUGUUCUGCAACCUGCAAAUGUAAGAAUGGAGUGCAGUGCUCCCCUGUUGAUGGAUCCUGUUCCUGUACACCAGGUCACUGCGACAGUGUGUGUGCAGAAGGAUGGUGGGGGCCAAACUGUUCGCUGCCAUGUAAUUGUAAGAAUGGGACCUCCUGUUCUCCAGACAAAGGAACCUGUGAGUGUGCACCUGGAUACAAGGGCAUCUCCUGUCAGAAAAGUGGUGUAGUGGUGUUUGGAAGUUUCAACAAUUUGACCAGCGCAUCCUUACAUGUAGAUACCUACCAGAUAGGAGUCAUUGCUGGAAUCAUAGUUCUAGUGUUUUUGGUACUUCUUGCCCUGGCCCUUUUCAUCAUCUACCGAAAUAAACAGAAGAGUAAAGAGGCAACCAUGCCAGCUGUUAUCUACACUCCUGCUAUCAGAGUCACAUCUAAUUAUACUAUGGCAGAUACUUACACUCCAUCAAAUGAAGGCCACCCCAGCAACUACUUUUCCAACCCCAGUUACCAUACCCUUACCCAAUGCAUCAGUCUGCCUCAUGUCAAGAGUGGUCAAUGUGCAAAGGCCAGUAGCAAUCUGUUUCCUAACAUGGAGAAUGUGGCUCUUGGUGCUCAUACUGGAACCAGGCUUAGUAACUGGAAACAAGGGGUCCACUUCAAUGAACUGGGCGCCUGUGGAGUUGACAUGACUUGCAUUGGAAAAUCACUGCAAGACAUGGUAAAGGGUGCUGACUAUCUUGCAAGUUCCUCUUCUCUUGUCAGUUCCGAAAACCCAUAUGCCACAAUAAAGGACCCCCCCUCGCCAACAUCCAAAAACACUGAAAGUAGCUAUAUGGAAAUGAAAUCACCCACCAGGAGAGAUUCAGCAUAUGCAGAAAUUAGUGACGCCAGUCCGACUAAUAGCCAGAAGGUUGAUAAAACGGAGAUGUAUACCAAAACCAUCCAACCCACUGGAGUAAAUGACACCCAUCUGCUGUUUGGGAAGGAGCCAAUUGACCAGGCAAAAAACAACCACAUCUGUGAUUAUGACACCCUGCCACCCACAGAAAGCUUUUUGUCAGAGACCAAUGAGGUGGAUUAUAAGUAAAGGCAAAGAGACUCAGAACCAAGACCAGCUCUCAAGUCCUGUCUUUGGUUCCUGCACUGGAUGAUCUUUCUUAAAUAUUCCUGGAGUAUGUAUUAUUAUUGUUGUUUUCAUUAUUAGUUUUUAUUCAUAUCAAUAUGUCUGAUAUUAUUCCUUUCUAUCAUGUGAAUCUGUGAUAGAGUCCUUCUAUUUAUUAGUACCCUUUGUGUAAAGGAAUUGUGAUGUAAAUCUUUCCUUUUCAUUGAAAAGGGAAGAUUUUUACUUUUUCAGUUAUUCUUAUGUAUAAAUGUUACUUUUAAUCUUGUGUGUGCUUUGCUUUUUUAUAGAGUGUUAAAUAUUUACCCACAAACUUAGAAAAUUUGGAUUUUAGGAAAAAUUUAUGGAAAAUAAAAGGUUCAUGUCACAAUGAAACACGUAUGGCGACGUUCAUACUGCGGCCUGAAGCGACCCAGAUCCGAUAUUUUUUUUUUUGCCUUCAUGUGACCUGUAUCUAAUCUUUUCAUGACCAUCCCAAUAACGCAAAUCAGAUUUUUACAAAUGCAAUUAGGAUAUGUGGUCAUGUAUAAAAGAGUGCAGAGCUUUCACACUAAAAACUGGCGUACAGACAAAAUGGCACUCAAAAAAGGGGUUUUUAGGAAUCAUACAAUCACCUCACAAAAAAUAAAAAUAAAUCGUAAAGAAAAAAAUUCAAAUAAAAAAAUGAAAAUAAGUGGAAAUUCUUGUUUGAACAGCAGUGUUCAGCUAGGAUAAUAGGAAAACAGCGUGCCACAAAGACCUUUGUCUCAGACAAACAGUGUGGGGAAUGUGGGAGUUAAAUCUUAACAGAUGAAUCGUGUAUAAGUUGCACAUUUUUAGAAUAGAGAUGCUUCGUAUUUAUAAAGACCCAUUCAGAAAGAUGAAAGCUGGCAUGGAUCGACUGAAGAAUCACUGUGUGUUGGCACAAGGUUCAUUCACUGUAUUCACUCGCAUGUUUGAAGAGGAAAAAUAAAAACUUCCACAGCGCUCCGAAAUAAGGAUCCAAACAAAAAUGUAUUCCACAGUUUUGCAUGUUAUUCUUUACAAGAGCAGUUGAAUCUUAGCUAACCUCCACAAACAACUACGGUUGAAAAACCAUGUGGCUCUGCAGAUAUAACUUGCAGCGCUUUUCCUUUCUCUCUCGUUAAAGCUCCAGGUGCACACCUCAUUUGCAUAAAUUGCAAAAUGGACACUUAAGCUAUAAACAUACAACUUAAAAUAAAACACUCAUUGACAACAAACAUUACAAAAUUAGCUACAUGCAGUACUAAUAAUUUUAUCUAAUCCUCAACAAAUGUUGAGGAUUAGAUAAAUGUUGAGGAUGUUUUAACAGUAACUGAAUAUUACUUUACAUUUACUUGGCCUCCACAGACUGGAUAACCUGCCUGCAGAUCUCUAAGAACCAUCAUCAUUUCCCAGCAAAAUGUUAAUCAAAUGCUCCAUCUGAAUCCUUCUAUUUGUGAUGUUCUUCAUUAGAGCCAAACGUUUCACAAUUACGCGGCUUGCAUAAUUAUGAAAUUAUGCGAGCUGUAAGUUGUAAGUUGGGUGAUUGUCUACACCAGGGGUGCUCAAAACGUCGUAUACUCCCAGAAACAGCUGCUGGCCUCAGGUUUGCAACCAGCUUCUGACUGAGAAACCAGUGACCUGCUCUCAGUGUCAGAAUCUCACUGAGGAAGAAACUGCAUUAGGUUUUCUAUCACUUUAUCAUUUCUGAUGUAACUGAUGUAUAUUUGCAUAGAAAAUGAGUCAAUAGGGUUUCAUUAAUAAUUUGUAUGUCUUCAUGUCAUGGGUAGAUCUCAGCCGGCUGGUGAGAGAAAAAGUAGAUCUUGGUCUCAAAAAGUUUGAGCACCCCUGGUCUACACACUGAUCAAUUUAAAAAUAGUCAAACCAGUUUGGAGAUGAUCUGCUGAUCCAACUUGCAUAUAAUUGCUGAAUUUACUAUUUACAUUCAAGUGAGGUUUUCACAUCAUUUUAUUUUUAUUUUAUUAAUUUUGUAUGUUUUUUAUGUUACUGUCAUAUAUGGUUCAGUUUUAUUGUUUACA
Molecule: messenger RNA, 4300 nt
Organism: Poeciliopsis prolifica (blackstripe livebearer)
Lineage: Eukaryota; Metazoa; Chordata; Actinopteri; Cyprinodontiformes; Poeciliidae
Gene: megf10
Product: multiple EGF-like-domains 10
Exons: 16
Coding region: 36-2246 (736 amino acids)
Cellular component (GO): membrane
Molecular function (GO): protein binding
Source: RefSeq, a predicted model, not a curated record